AUGAGCAGAAUGAAUGAUGAAACAAUGGAGGAUAAACCCGAUGAUUCAAAUGGUCCACUCUCAAUUUUAAUGGAUAGUGUAAAUAAUAAUACUCAAGUUCUUAUAAAUGUUAGAAAUAAUAAAAAACUUUUAGGUAGAGUUAGAGCAUUUGAUCGUCAUUGUAAUAUGGUUUUAGAAAAUGUAAAAGAAAUUUGGACAGAAGUACCAAAAACAGCAAAAGGUAAAAAGAAAGCAAAACCAAUUAACAAAGAUCGUUUCAUCAGUAAAAUGUUUUUAAGAGGAGAUUCAGUAAUUUUAGUUUUAAAGAACCCUUUAGGUGCACCACCACAAGCAAAUUAA
Molecule: messenger RNA, 339 nt
Organism: Dictyostelium discoideum AX4
Lineage: Eukaryota; Evosea; Eumycetozoa; Dictyosteliales; Dictyosteliaceae
Gene: snrpD2
Product: LSM domain-containing protein
Exons: 3
Coding region: 1-339 (112 amino acids)
Source: RefSeq, a predicted model, not a curated record